Molecule: messenger RNA, 1742 nt
Organism: Astrephomene gubernaculifera
Lineage: Eukaryota; Viridiplantae; Chlorophyta; Chlorophyceae; Chlamydomonadales; Astrephomenaceae
Source: the annotation of a GenBank genome assembly
GCCUUGCUCAGGAGUAAGCCCGGUAUGCUCAGGAGUAAGCCUGGUAUGCUACGUUGCCGAGUUUGAGACUGAGAAUCUAUCUGGAACGUGUACUAUUAACCGUUUUGCGAAGAAGCGUACCCUCUAUAAAAUAGGCCAACCCUUUUUAAGCACACGAUAUUCUUACCUACUGUUACGUUUGCUUUACUGUAUCUGUGGCAGCAAUGCGCGCUUCCUUCUUUCUUGUGGCCAUUGCCGUCGUGACUUCCGUCGCGGCGACAACGACGCCCCCUUCUUCUCCACCUGCCACACCCAAUGCUGGUGGACCCACCCCUGUCAAUAUCACGGAUGCAACGGUCCAAGCGGUAGCUAAAUUCGUUGUGGCAUCUGCCAAUACUAACCAGUGCGGGGGCAAGUGCUCGGGCAUCCUGAAGGGCGGCAACGUGACGCUGGUCAAGAUCAAUUCGGCGACACAGACUCUAGCUGCUGGGAAAAUGUACAAGCUCUGUAUGCAGAUGGUCAACACUCAAGCAAAAAAGGUCAGCGUGAAGGCCACCGUCCUUUACCGGCCCUGGUUGGUGGCUAACGGAACUAUGGAUGCGGCCAUGAAGUUCGUGAAGGUGUCGUUCACAUUCCCGAAGGCCCGUUAGGCCACAUGCCGAUAAGAGCCCAUAUCGGCAGCUGGGGCAUGUUGCAACCGGCUUCAGACUGCGGUAGUUCGUAUCUUGGACUUUGCAUUGAGUUUGUCUUCAUGGAGUUUGCCUGCAUGUAUCUGUACUGGCGGAUAGGUUCAGCCAGUGAUAUUAGUAAGGCACAAAUGAUGCAACGAUGGGCGCAUUCUUGUGAUCUUAAAGCACGUAUUAGGUGCGUGUAUGCCAUGCGCGCGCUCGACACAGGUAGUUUGGAGAAAUGCGCAUGAACUUUUUUAAUUGGCUGGUGGUUGCUACCCUCUGACACUACCGGUAGGCUCACAGGCCGGCUAUGCUGCGGUUAGCCAUAGGGCACGCAAUCCUUAAUAAACAGGCUAUCCAGCAUAUCUGCAUUCCCUUUCGUAUUGUUGAGUAAGUUGAUAUGAUGAAGGAGGCACGGAGAUUCCCGUACGCGUGCUAUCGUUCAAUACCUUCGGUGUGGUAUUCCAGGCUUAAUAAGGCCCUUUACACUUUUUGCGGAGUGUGUGAAGGAUGAUUGGGGGUUGACGUGUUUCUGGUUGACACGGUACACACGAGCUAGUUGUCCCAGGCUUUGGAGCUUUCUAUAUUAUACCAAGCGGCCCCGGGCUUCCUGCUUUGGCAGGCCUUAUCGUACUAGCCAGCAUAUACUGGGCCAACUUUUGCGGUCGCGACGGGAAGGCGAGCCAUUCGUUACAAAAUGGUGGUGAGGUUGGUGCUGGCCAGAACAAUGCACAGCCCUUCCUGGGGUUGGGGGACCUGCACACAGGUCCGUGGGGGGCGCUAUUCGAUGUUAGUACCUUCCUUCAUAGGCUUUGUGAUUAAAAUACUUUGUGUCACUGUUAUUGUACUAAGCUAUGCCGUUCUGGGGUUGCGAGUGCAGCCCGGUCGACAAGGCGGGCUACCGCAGGGUAUGUGUAAGAUUUGUAGGCGGUUUGAGCUACAUUGGUGGUCAAGACUGUCGUAGGGUAUCGAUCGUUUUGCAAGAUUUCCCUCCUGUGCUACCUGUCGUACUUCCCAUGACUGUAUGGGGAAUGUAACCGUCCCUAGUAAUUACACUCGGUGUAGCCAUGGGGAGUCCCUCUGUGAUUUGUG